Messenger RNA from Notothenia coriiceps (black rockcod), 855 nucleotides. RefSeq lists its product as uncharacterized. Lineage: Eukaryota; Metazoa; Chordata; Actinopteri; Perciformes; Nototheniidae. Gene Ontology annotation, molecular function: protein binding. The coding region runs from base 173 to 796 and encodes 207 amino acids. The transcript is spliced from 6 exons. The record is from RefSeq and is a predicted model, not a curated record.
GUUAGUAGUCCCUCUGAUCCAUCAAGUCGGUCAUUGGACUCGGAGAGGCGCGUGUUGGUCGAGCUCGCACCGAUGUUCAGCAUGCAGGGUGUUUGCGCUGAGAGCUUGUUGGUGUGAUGGCGGACAGUGAGUGAGCAGGACUGAACCCCCAGGAUAUACGGGGGGGGGGUAUAUGGAGCGGCCCCGGGCCGUGCUGUGGACCUGCCUCCUGGGGGCCGGACUCACCCUGGCCUUGCCUCCAGCUUUCUCCAUUACGCACCCCGAGGCGCACCCCCACGGCCCGCGGCUGCUCCGCUGUGUGUUCCUGAAUCGAGCUAACGUCACCUGCCACUGGGAGGCCGGAGACAACCACACGACUCAGUACACUCUGCAAGUUCAACUGGUCUUUAUUUCGAACCCAACACGGGGCAUCCUCUCAUCAGACUGCACAACAGAUUCCUUCCUCCGGCUACCACCAAACAGCUCUGACAAAAAGUUCACCUGCAUCACGCCUAACACCCGCUGCACGGCGGCGUUAAAAAGUACUGACGUGAGGAACUGCUUCUGCAUCAGCAUCACAGCACACGGCCCCAAACAUAACAUCACGUCCCGACCCCGCUGUCAGUCAGGCAGGACUGAAGUGAUGUUGCCUCCAGCGGAUUUGACAAGCACAAAGUCAGUCAGCGGGAGUCCUCGGUGUCUGACUGUAACCUGGAGACGCACCUUGUCUGUGUUUCCUGUGGCUGCCUCUGAAAUCAAAGCCGGAAAACUUAACUCCCAGAUAGAGUUCAACUUCACAGCACAGGGGCAGGUCUGACACUCCCAAAUACACCCAAAACAAAAUGACACUUGCAUAAAGGAACACAUUCAGAAAUA